Messenger RNA from Hypoxylon trugodes, 770 nucleotides. Its product is annotated as bladder cancer-related protein BC10-domain-containing protein. The transcript is spliced from 2 exons. Bases 106 to 552 code for a protein of 148 amino acids. Lineage: Eukaryota; Fungi; Ascomycota; Sordariomycetes; Xylariales; Hypoxylaceae. The record is from RefSeq and is a predicted model, not a curated record.
UUGAAUCAUUGUUUGUAGGCUCCGGCAAUACAACCGACCAUCAUCUCAGUCAAACGUCUCACCUGCAGCUACCAGCAACGCAAACGGCUUCCCGUCUCUACCGCCAUGUUCUGUCUCCGAAGUUGGCUUCCUCUUCUCUUCAUCCCGACAAACGCUUCUCCCGCCUUCAUAUUCCUAUUCUUCGUUUGCACAUACUUCCUAAAUAGGCCCUGCGUUUACUGCUCCGUCCUACUCCUGAUACUCUUCGUCACUUCAUGUUACUGGUCGGAUCGAUGUUUCUUCGACUUUAGUAGCAACUGGUUCGCCCCGCGACCUCCGACGUCAUCAUGCCCUUCGAACGCGACGACAAUACCCGACCCUGCUAUCGCCGAAUUCAAUGCUACCGCUGUCGAGAUGCUUAACACCACCGCCAGCGCUCUUGCUAGCGCAGCAGCCGAAGAGCUAGCUAAGCGAAAAGAAGAGUGGACAGGGCUCGGGAUCGAAUGGUUGCGAAGCCUGUUAGGCCGAAGGGAGUGGAGAAUCGAGUGUAUGGACCUAUAUAUACGACUAUAGAUUCGUGCAGUUUGUUCCAAAGAGAUUAUAAUGUUAAGCGCGAUCUCGUCCUGUGGGCUUCUGAAGUUAUACGGAGAAACAAUUGCAUGGCAUCGGCGUUGGUUGGACUGCAGUUUAGCUGCCUCUCUAAGUAUACACAAAUCUAUCGACUCUUGGAUAACCGAUCUUAUACUCUGAUAUACUAUAUGGGCCAGACUAUGGUUUGUUGUUUAGGUAAA